Messenger RNA from Trichogramma pretiosum, 4108 nucleotides. RefSeq lists its product as uncharacterized. The transcript has 13 exons. Bases 1 to 3462 code for a protein of 1153 amino acids. Lineage: Eukaryota; Metazoa; Arthropoda; Insecta; Hymenoptera; Trichogrammatidae. The record is from RefSeq and is a predicted model, not a curated record.
AUGAUCAAUGAGAAAGUGUACAAAAUUAUGGAUUUUAACAAUUCUCAUGGCUCAAGUAUUUUCUGCAUCUAUGUUCCCAUUGACAUAAUUACUUGCAUAGCAAAUACUAUGUUCAACUACUCCUUAGGUCAAUUCCACUACUCUACAACGAAUCAAAAUGCUCCUAAAUACUCACCCUAUUGCUGUCCACCAUUUUUUGAAGAGAAGAUAAUAUCACCAGAGGGCGAUCAUAAAUUUAGUAGCAGUAGCAGUAGCAGCAGCAGCGAACAUCAACAACAGCAGCAAACGUCGGAAGUUUCACCACCCGCAGUUUCGGUACCGCAGACUAAAGCGAAUAUUGGUCGUGGCGGCGGCGGUAUUGGCGACGACACGAGACCAGUCGAUAGUUCCGAAGAAGACUCGGGCGAGGAAGACGACGAUAUCGCCGACGACGACGCGAACGGCGACGAAAGAGGAGAGGAAGAGAACGACAACGACUCCGAGGAGGAUGAGACCAGCAGCGAACCGGACGACGACGAUGACGACGACGUCGACGACAACGGGGACAGCGACGAUAACGAUGAAUUCGAGCAUGAGCUGCGGGCUGUGGCUGCCGCGGCCAAUAGUACCACAACUGACAAAGCGGCCGUCGACGGCCGAACGCCGCAAAGAGACGAGAAGGACCUCGGCGACGAUGGCCAAGCGGCGGCGACUACUGACAAAGAGGUGAAGGAGUUCAAGAGACGGAAGAAAACAUCGUUUCAGUUGAACAAGGAGAAGACGACGGGCAAAGACAAGCGCUUGUCGUCGUCGACACUCGAAAAAGAGUCACUUAAACGAGGUGAAAACGUAGCCGUGGUGUCGGCAAAAACGAGCGAAAAUACGAUCCUUCCAGCGGCAGUGUCCGGUGGAGUCGCGGCACUCGAAGAGCUCAAAGUGCUGGCAAAAAAUGAGAGAAAUACGAAGCGAAGGUACGGGCAGAAUCGAUUGAACGGCCUGGAGAGCUCGGAAGACGUUCAGUGGCUAAUGAGACCUCCUCAAUCGGCGCAAAAACUACUGAGUAAACGUCAGAGCGGCAGCAACAACGAAGACGCCGGCAACCCUCUGAAACUCAUCAAGGACCUCAAGGAGUACUUGCUGAUUCAGUACGCGGCCGAACGAGAGCAGCUCGACCAGCUCAGUGCCGAGGAGCUGCUGGCGACCGAGAACGUUUUCCAAGUCUUGGCAAAGUUAUCGGAAAAUCCGGAGCGAUGGGAAAGAAUUCAUCAGCUUUUGUUGGACGUCAAAGCGGACGUCGUGGAUUACCCGAGCGAGGCGAAAAAACGUCUCGUCGGCGUGUUCGACGGCGAGUUCGCGGAGCCGCUGAUAGCGCCUGCGACGACGACCAUGCAGACACCGACGACGAGUCCGCCGGCGAGCAAGGAGAGGCCGACGAGAAAGGCGAGGAAAAAGAAGAAGAAAAAGAAGAAGCUGAGAAAACAGAAACUGCUGCGGAAGUUUACGUCGCCGUCGAUAGCGACGUCGCCGGUCGAGGCUCUAUUAGCGCCGACCGACUCACCGCCGACUAAGUGGCGAUCGCAGGCCGCCGAUGUCAUGGCUAAGCAACGAAUCUGGUCUCAGGAGGACGGCAGAGAAGACGUCGUUCCCGGCAGCAUCGCCAAGAUACGCUACACCGUGCCCGCGACGAUGCGCGGCUGGCCGGAGUUUCGCCAAGGCGGUGGAGGCGACAAGGAGCAGGACAGCCUCCGAGCCCUGAACUCGGAGCGCCAAGCUCUCAUGCUGAAGGCGGCGCGCGAGUUCGACUACGAGGCAGCGGGUCAGCGAGGUCGAACGCUGCAUUACGGAAAGAUCAAUACCCAUCCGAAGGGCUUGUUCGACGACGACGAUGGCAAAUUCAACGACGACGACGACGAUGGAUCUAGCGGCGGGCGGCGAGCUUAUCACUUUGGCCAAGUUGUAUCCCACGGCGGUGGCAGAGGCUACGAGCGCCAACGCCCCAGGGAGCAGCUCUCGCUGUCGUAUCCGGGACAACGGCAUCAGCAUCAGCAGCAGCAACAACAAGAGCGCUUUAACGCAAACUUCGGCCACAGCCAAGGAUACCUGCCUCCGGGGAGACAGCAGCAGCAACAGCAGCAUGAAGCUGGCGGUGGUAGUUGGGCUGCCAAUGCGCCAUGGCGAGGCUACGAUCGGGCCUGGAGCGAGGACGACGAGACGGCUGCUGCUGGUGAGCUAGAGGAGGAGGAGCCGAAAAAUAGUUGGAAUUGGCGGCCGAAGAGCCGAGACGAGCUCGAGUCGUCCUGGCUGCAGCAGCCUUGGAACACCGAGCAUCGCGAUUAUUACGCUCGGCUCGAGGACAGAGAGGGAGAGCUGGACCGGGACUGGAGGCAGCGACAGCAGAGCUGGGAACGUCAGGACGCGAGGGAAAAAUAUCCAGACAGACCGAGAGAGAACGAAAUGAGCCGCUUGAUACAAAGGCCUGGCGCCUGGCCAAACCGAGAAAAGUCAAAGGAGUACGCCUCGAUUCGAGAAAAGUCACCCGAGCGGCAGGAGGAGGAAAAUAACGGCGCUAAAAGUGCGCCCAACGGCAGCAACGGCGACUCGAAAGACUCGCCGAAAUUGACCCUGAAAACGUGGGACAGCCUGACCUCCGAUCCGGCGACGUGGCCCUUCAAGCUGCCCGGCGCUAAGCCCUGGCCCAAGGACAAGAACGGAGUCGCGUACAAUCCGAACGCCGCGAUUGUGCGCAAACUGGGCCUGAUCACCGACAAGCAGCAGAGCAGCAAAGACGCCAAGGAUUCUCGCAAGCAGAACGACAAGUCCUUCAAGAAUGCCUGGGACGAGGCAUCGUCGAGCUCGGGUAACAACAACAAUAAUAACAAUAAUAGCGACAGCAAGACGUGGCAACAGCAGCAGCAGUCGAGCGAGAAGAUCGGCGAGGAUUGGAAGAGCGCGGCCAAGUGGAAGCAAUUCGCUUAUCACAAGGUCACGCAGCCGGGAGGAAGCCUCGCCGCGGGACUCGACAACAAUAACAACAAUGGCAACAGUAGUAGCAGCAGCAAGCUGAGCAACAAGAAUGCCUUUAUCGCCGUGUCGGCCGUCGCGAAGCCCAGAUACAACGGCGUCGACAACGACGACUGGAGAAAGAACGACAUCGAGGAAAUGGAUAUCGAGCAGAACAAUAAUAAUAACGAUAAUAGCAACAGCAGAGCGGCACUGGACCUCGACCAUCCGAGCAAUCAGAUGCGAAUGAAUAUCAGGAAAAAGAACGACGUGCCGGGCCGGCCGGACGCGCUCGAGAAUCAAUUGGAAAAAUUAAAAACGAGCGGAGAGCCGGUACUGCUCGAAGUCAACGUUCACAUACAAAAUUCGACGGUCCAUCGGGAUAGAUCCACGAGGACGUCGACGCAGCAGGUGGUAGGAUCUCUCGACGUUGCUGCUGAGAAAAACGCUUCGAUCUCGAAAGAUUAUAAAACGUCAACAUGAAACGACGAUGACAUUUUAAAUUCUUAAACUUCUUUAGCAGUUUUAAAACUCUUCCUUCGUUUACUUAAUUAUUGUAAUCGAUUUGAAAAUAUGAAUAUUUUGUCAUUUUUGUUCUCUCUUUUUUUUUUUUUUUAAUACAAAAUUUUUCAUUCCGAAGAAUGUUUAUGCAUCGAUAACUUCGAAUAAAAAAUAUUCGCAACUUACUGCGACAAAAAAAAGGAUACAAGUAUCGUACUUGCACUUACUGAGAAAAAUACUUUUCAAAAAAAAUUACGAUGUUUAUAGUAACCGUGGGAUGUACUGAAAAAUUCUCGUAAAAAUUACUAUGUUGCAGCAAUUUUAUUGUUAAACAACACAGCAAUUUUUAUAAAAAAUUUUGACCUCAUUUUAAGAUUACUAUAAAAGUAGCAAUUUUUUUAUCGUAUUUCCCUCAAUGCAUAUAAUAUUUACACUCCUUUAAAUAUUAUCAUAAUAAUUUAAAAAAAAACGAUUUAUCGAAGAAAAAUCGCAUUUCACGGGAAAUGUGUAAUUGUGUUACAAAAUAAAAACUUUUUGUAUUAAAAUAAAACAUUUCGAUAAAUUUGUCACAUACGUUUACAAUAAAAAAAAAAAAAAACAAUUUUAUUUAUCUCACAAUACUAUUGUA